Messenger RNA from Acanthosepion pharaonis, 2787 nucleotides. The record is from the annotation of a GenBank genome assembly. Lineage: Eukaryota; Metazoa; Mollusca; Cephalopoda; Sepiida; Sepiidae.
AUGAAUGGUAGCUGUAAGCUAGAAGAAGACCGAUCCCUUCAAUUAGAAAAGAAGGAAAGAGAUCACCCCUCGGAAUCAAACGUUUGGGGGAAGAAAAUAAGAUUCAAAGGAAGUGUCCGGGACGAAGGAGGGAAGUUCUACAAAGAAAACGUUUACAUGUCCAGAGGCAAAGUAAGAACAGCUGCUGAAGUCUGUGCAGACUGUUCAGCACCUGAUCCUAUAUGGGCAUCAGUCAACAGGGGUGUUCUUAUAUGCCAUGAAUGCUGUAGUGUACAUAGGAGCCUGGGGCGCCAUAUAUCACAAGUGAAGCAUCUUAAAAAGGCACAAUGGACUCCAUCACGGCUAACUAUGGUGCAUCAGCUCUACAGCAGUGGUGCCAACAAUAUCUGGGAACAUUCUUUGUUGGAUCCCUCACAGAACAAACAUUGCAAGAAGAAACCCCAACCACAUGACCCUGUUCACCCUAACAAAGAUCAUUAUAUCAGGACAAAAUAUCAGUUUUUGUCCUUUGUCAAUCAGGGCAAAGAUGGUGAUGUGUCAACAGUUGAAGACCUUAGUAAGCAAUUGCACUCAAGCGUGCGUACAAGUAACUUGGAAACAUGUCUGAGAUUGCUGUCUAAAGGUGCUGACCCGAACUACUUCAAUCCAGAAAAAAACAAUUGUCCCUUACAUGUGGCUGCAGCAGGUGGGCAAUCGUCUCAGGUGGAGCUGUUGGUGGUCUAUGGAGCUGACCCUGGCUGUGUGGAUGCUAAUGGUAAAACCCCCAUUGAUUAUGCUAGGUCUGAAGGUUACAUUGAUCUAGCACAACGGCUGGUGGAAUGCCAAUAUGAAUUAACAGACAGACUAGCCUAUUUUGUAUGUGGUCGGAAACCUGAUCACCGGUGUAACCAUCAUUUCAUCAUCCCCGAGAUGGCUGACAGGUUGGUAGAUUUCGCUUCUGAUAUGGGCAGUCGACAACAACACAACGCGGCCAACUCCUUACGACGAGGGGUGAUGAUGAAACAGAUGCAAAAUCACGGCCUUUACCCACCUAACUGUCCUGGCCAAAAAUGUGGAUUACAUAAUUGUAGUUCGACCAGUCUAGAUAUUUCUGAAUUGGCAAAAGAAGCAAAGAAAAUGCUCCAAGCACUUCCAAACAAUUUAUUUGAAGAACUUGCCAUGGAUGUUUAUGAUGAAGUUGACAGACGAGAAAAUGAUGAAAUUUGGGUUUCUUCAAAUGAGCAAAGCUCAACUAUAAAUAUUACAAUUCCAUUUCUUCCUGUGAAUCCAGAAUUUUCUACAACAAGGAAUCAAGGUCGGCAAAAACUGGCUCGGUUCAACCCUAGAGAAUUUGUUACUCUCAUUAUUGAUAUACUUAGUGAUGCCAAGAGGAGACAGAUGGGGACAGCCUCAGUUGCAAUCACACCUAAAGAACACAAAAUCUGUGACCGCAACACUUACGAUUCUGGUCUGAAGAUAUCAACAAAGAUGAUUUUUUCACCUGCUGGCCGUACAUCAGCAGUGCUGUCAGGUCAGCAAAGGAAUUCUCGAGGUUACAGCCAGGUAUCAAGUGAUGAUGAACCAUUGUAUGAUAGUGUUGCCUCUGAUGAAGACUACAGUAGUAUUGAUACACAGAGUAUAAAGAGUGCCAAAGAAGAGAUGAAGAAAGAUCGACCUGCAGAUUCUCGGAUUAUCCAUCGUGAGACCACACCUACUUCAAUGGUGUCCUUCACAGAGAGCAUGACAUCUGAACAAGUGGAAGGACCUGUAUCUACUGAAGAUUUCCUUGAGAUGAAAAAAGCAUUAUCAAAUUCAGAGUGUCGUGUACAGCAGCUUCUUCAAACCCAAAUAGACUUAAAAACUGAAGUGAACCGACUAAAGACUUUGGUAAAUUCCUUAGUAGAAGAAAAUUCCCUUCUAAAGAGAGACAAGUGUGGGAACAACAACAAUAACAAUAAUAACAACAACCCUAACAUGGUAACAGCAGCUACAAGCACCAGCAUGCUGAAUGGUCUGCCCCAGGGACGGCAGAAUAGGCAAUCGGCUACACCACCUCACAGUACAAUAGUUACAGAUUUAAAACGGAUUCCAGGCACUGCUCGACCUCAGUCAAUGUUUGAACCAAGAGACCAUCAAAGACUCUCAAGAAUGGGUAAAGAUAAAGAAGACCUGCCUACAGCCAUGUCAGUGACAAAUAUCCAUUUUGGAGAGGACCAGACCGGUGUAAAAAACUGCAUGAGUAGCUCUCCAAGCCCUGUACACAGCAAUGUUGCUAGUGGGGGUGAGGAUUGUGACUUUGAAAAUGCCAGUAAUACUAGUGGUAGUCGGAAGAACUCCCAAGGGAGUGAUGUGCACAAGAGCUCUCUUCAAAGUAUAAGUGAGGCUGCUCCACUUAGGAAAACCCCAUCUGCUGUUUUUGAAGAGAUGGCAGGAGAUGUUAUUGGAUUACCUACACAAGCUGAAGUAGUAAAAAAAACUGAAAAAAUUACAAAAAAAAUUCAAGAACUUUUGCAGUCAGCACAAGAAGAAAAAUAUGAAAGCUUUGCACCUUGUUCACUUAAAAUUCAUGCAGCAGUUGUUGAUAUGGCUUCCCUAUUUCCCAAGAGAUUGCCAAAGGCUGAAAGUAUCCGAUGUGCCUUACUCCUGUUAACAAGCAGUGCUACACGGCUGACAGAAGAAUGUCAAGAAUGCCAGUUGAGCCAUGAGCAACAUCAAAGUUUUGACCCUCAGUUAAAGACUCAGCAAGUGAUACAAUCUGCAUUUGAUAUUGCAAAAGCAGCCAAACAAUUAGUCACUCUUUUCCAAUAA